Dimorphilus gyrociliatus is the source of this 422-nucleotide messenger RNA. The record is from the annotation of a GenBank genome assembly. NCBI's taxonomy places the organism in Eukaryota, Metazoa, Annelida, Polychaeta, Dinophilidae.
AGAUAUUAUUUCUUUUGGGAAAAGCUGAGGAAAAUAUGAUUUCCAAUUUGAAGAUAUUGUUAGCCGUUCUUUUACUUUCGCUAGUGGAAGGGGUUCGUCAGAAAUCUUGCCCAGACGGAGUCAGGGGUACACACUUUACCUUGAAGAAAAUCUUUGGUAGACUGGAACGUUAUGGAAGAUUUAUAAGGCCAACAACUAAUGAAUCGGCGCCAAUUGAAGUUGGUUAUCAACUAACUCCAAUUUAUAUUAGCGCAUUAAAUACAGGAAAUAACAUAGUAACCCUUCACGUUUGGGAGACGAGAAAGUGGGUCAAUUCGUUCAUGAAAUGGAGGAAUUUUUGCAGCGUUAGCUUGAGAGUACCCGUUAAAAGAAUGUGGAUUCCGGAUGUUGUUGUUGCGAAUGAGUAUAGAAUUAUAAUAUGA